GCUUGUCACAACCGGAGGAGGCUGGGAAGAAAAGGAGUGUUGUGUAUCGAGGACGGCCUCGGGAAAGUGUGAACACAAUCACUGCCGCUGGAACGACCGUCCUGGCGGGUCAUACGUCAGUCGUUUCGUGAGGAUAUACGCUUUUACCGGGAUAUAAUGGAUGUUGACAUUGAUCUCUGAGUUUGAGAAAAAAGAGGGGACGUUUCAUGUCGAUUUGUUUUCUUCCCCUGCUGUCUCGGAUGCCGCAUUUCUUGUUGCUUUGGUCUGUGGCUGGCAGCUGCUCCUCACAGUAACACGAAACACACACUGCUGCUAUUGAAAGAGCGGUGUGUGUGUGUGUGUGUGUGUGUGUGCUGCGAUCCAAAAGACUCCCCAAUGGAAGGAAUUUGUUGAUCGCAGCGGGAACGGGUUUUCGGACUCUUUUUUAAAAAAUAAGAUAAAAAUACAUUAUCGGCUGUUUGAAAAAGCAGGGCCCGUGUGUCUUUGGCUUGACACUGGUGCUACUUGCCAUUAGCUUGUGCUGCUAACGGAAUAAAAGCUGCGUCCCUGUGAAGUGGACUCAACACCAACACUGAGCAUUACCUUGAAAUACACAGUAUCACAAACUGAAUCAAACAAUUAGUCCUCUUUUGAAAUCGCUCCUCUCCGUUUUACGCAACACAGAAGGUGAUGGGUGACAUUUGUUUUGUUCUUCUACCAACUAGCCUUACAUUUAGGAGUGGAUUAAAAGGAGGACCACCAUAUUAGUGGAGUCAAGUCGGGUUAUUUUGGUGUUGGGCUACUGGAGGCUUCCUGCUGUCUCCGGGUAAGAAGACCGACGGUUGGAGCUUCAUCUGCGCCCGACAGUAUCAUGUCCCCCCCCGGCCAACAGCUGCUACCCACAUAGAGGUCAGACUUCAGAGGUUGCGCCGCCUCUCGUUCUGGGCUAUCGCCACAGAGGAUGCUGGGAAUGUGUCGCGGGCGCAGGAAGUUCCUCGCUGCCUCCCUCGCCCUGCUCUUCAUCCCCGCACUCACCUGGCUGUACCUCUCCGCUGGCAACUUCCAAGUGAAGCCCCUUCCCCUGUCGCCCCUGUUGCCUCAGUUGUCCACGUUGACGGCCAGGGGCGGGGCCUUGGGAGGGGGUGUGUCUAGGGAGGCGUUGGAGCUGAGGGUCCGUGAGGUGGAAGAGGAGAACCAACUUCUCCGCCGUGAACUCAGCCGACCCCCUCGGAGCCCUGCUGGCCCUGCUCCACAUCACACCAAUCACCGCGGCAACCAGAGCAAGACUCACUCGGAGGAGGGAACAGGGGACAACGAGGCGGGGCUUAAAGCUGGCUCCCCGGGCAACAGGUCAGACUGUGUGCAGCAGCCAGCGGUAGACAAGUGUGAGACCAUUCACGUGGCCAUCGUGUGUGCCGGGUACAACGCCAGUCGUGAUGUGGUGACACUCGUCAAGUCAGUCCUUUUUCACAGGCGAAACCCUCUCCACUUCCACAUCAUAACGGACUCUACAGCCCAGCAGAUCCUAGCCUCUCUGUUCCGUACCUGGAUGGUCCCUGCUGUCAGGGUGGACUUCUAUGAUGCAGACGAACUCAAGGCUGAGGUGUCGUGGAUCCCCAACAAGCAUUACUCCGGUAUCUACGGUCUGAUGAAGCUGGUGCUCACCAAGACCUUACCCCCAGACCUGCAGAAAGUCAUCGUCCUGGACACAGAUAUCACCUUCGCUACGGACAUCGCUGAGCUCUGGGCCGUCUUCCACAAGUUCAAAGGUCAGCAGGUUCUAGGUCUGGUGGAGAACCAGAGUGACUGGUACCUGGGGAACCUGUGGAAGAAUCACCGGCCCUGGCCCGCCCUGGAGAGGGGCUUCAAUACAGGUGUGAUCUUGCUGCUGCUGGACCGACUGAGGAAGCUGCGGUGGGAACAGAUGUGGAGACUGACAGCAGAGAGAGAACUGAUGAGCAUGUUGUCUACAUCACUGGCUGACCAGGACAUCUUCAACGCCGUGAUCAAACAGAACCCCUUCCUGGUUCACCAGCUGCCCUGCUUCUGGAACGUUCAGCUGUCAGACCACACCCGCUCGGAGAAGUGCUACAAGGAUGUUUCAGACCUCAAGGUCAUCCAUUGGAACUCUCCUAAGAAGCUGAGAGUGAAGAACAAGCAUGUAGAAUUCUUCAGGAACCUGUACCUCACCUUCCUGGAGUACGACGGAAACCUCCUGAGACGAGAACUCUUCGGCUGCCCCAGCGAGACAGACCACAACAGCGAAAACCUUCAGAAGACUCUGUCAGAGCUGGAUGAAGAUGAUCCGUGUUAUGAGUUCCGCCGGGAGCGUUUCACGGUUCACAGGACUCACCUCUAUUUCCUUCACUACGAAUAUGAACCCAGCACGGACCACACAGACGUUACACUGGUGGCACAGCUCUCCAUGGACAGACUCCAGAUGUUAGAGGCUAUCUGUAAACACUGGGAAGGUCCUAUCAGCCUGGCCCUGUAUCUCUCGGACGCUGAGGCUCAACAGUUCCUGCGCUACACCCAGGGGUCAGAGGUCCUGAUGUCCAGAGGAAACGUGGGCUACCACAUCGUCUACAAGGAGGGUCAGUUCUAUCCGGUCAACCUGCUCAGGAACGUAGCCAUGCGGCAGGUCAACACGCCCUACAUGUUCCUGUCAGAUAUCGACUUCCUGCCCAUGUACGGCCUCUACGAGUACCUCAGGAAGUCAGUGGUACAGCUGGACAUGGCUAACAGCAAGAAGGCGUUGGUGGUGCCAGCCUUCGAGACGCUCCGUUACCGUCUGUCUUACCCCAAGUCCAAGGCCGAGCUGCUGUCCCAACUGGACAUGGGGACUCUGUUCACCUUCAGAUACCAUGUCUGGACGAAGGGUCAUGCUCCCACUAACUUUGCUAAGUGGAGGACUUCCACCACGCCGUACAGAGUCCAGUGGGAAGCGGACUUUGAACCCUACGUGAUGGUGAGACGGGACAGUCCAGAGUACGACAGGCGCUUCGUUGGCUUUGGGUGGAAUAAAGUGGCUCAUAUUAUGGAGCUGGAUGCACAGGAGUAUGAGUUUGUGGUUCUGCCCAACGCCUAUAUGAUCCACAUGCCUCAUGCUCCCAGUUUCGACAUCACCAAGUUCCGGUCCAACAAGCAGUACCGCGUCUGCCUGAAGACCCUGAAAGAGGAGUUUCAACAGAACAUGUCUAGACGAUAUGGCUUCGCUGCCCUCAAAUACAUGACUGCAGAGAACAACAGCUAGCCAACACCGAUGAGCCAGGACACUCUGACCCGUUAUUGACUACACUACCCAUAACACCCUUCUCUAAGGCUGUCUAGGACUACACCUCUACAGAGGAGAGGGAAAGGGCGGUGGAUUCUAAGGACAGUCGAUGUAGGGGAGUCGGGAGUGGACAGAACGGUUACUAAAGACUCUUACUACGAACUCUGACCCGUUAUUGACUACACUACCCAUAACACCCUUCUCUAAGGCUGUCUAGGACUACACCUCUACAGAGGAGAGGGAAAGGGCGGUGGAUUCUAAGGACAGUCGAUGUAGGGGAGUCGGGAGUGGACAGAACGGUUACUAAAGAAUCUUACUACGAACUCUGACCUUUGUGCCAACCGAUCAUGAGGUUUUAAAUUGUGAGCUCUGAUUCUUGUGAACUCUCACCUUAUAGUUUGGGGUUAUGACCUGGUUAGACCAGCGUUAACCAACUGAAGGGUAACCGGGGGUAACCGUAAGGUCGGUGUGUCCCAAACAUUGUUUUUUUACCCCUUCCCGAGGACGGAUGGAGCAGUCUGUCCAGAAGUUGCAGACCUGGUUUCUAUCUGGUUUCUAGCUGGGAGAGGAAGCUGUUGCUGUGAAUGUUGAGUCAGUACAGGGCUGGUUUGGACUCAUACAACUCUCUGUUAUUCUCUAACAAUAGAACUGGGCAUCACUAUGGGAGGGAAGGAAGGAGGGAGGAAGGGAAGGAAGGAGGGAGGAAGGGAAGGAAGGAGAGAGGAAGGGAAGGAAGGAAGGAGGGAGGGAGGGAAGGAAGGAGGGAGGGAGGAAGGGAAGGAGGGAAGGAAGGGAAUGAGGGAGGAAGGGAAGGAGGGAGGAAGGGAAGGAAGGAAGGGAGAGCGGGGGAGAGAGACUGACUGUAGCCCUGGACUUGGAAAGCAGACAAGACAUUUGUUCUCUGGGCCAUAUCUAGAAGACCAGCUGCUCAUUCCCAGCUGCUGUUUGUUGUGCUAAAUGUAAUAUGGUAUGUGUGUGUCUGUCUCCCUCCCUCCCUCCCUCCCUGUCUCCCUCCCUCUCUGUCUCCCUCCCACUCUGUCUCCCUCCCUCCUUCCCUCCCUCCCUCCCUGUCUCCUUCCC
Messenger RNA from Oncorhynchus mykiss (rainbow trout), 4333 nucleotides. Lineage: Eukaryota; Metazoa; Chordata; Actinopteri; Salmoniformes; Salmonidae. The record is from RefSeq and is a predicted model, not a curated record.